This is a messenger RNA of Drosophila erecta, 9599 nucleotides long. RefSeq lists its product as uncharacterized. The record is from RefSeq and is a predicted model, not a curated record. Gene Ontology annotation, molecular function: protein binding; double-stranded DNA binding; transcription coregulator activity. The coding region runs from base 1244 to 6928 and encodes 1894 amino acids. Gene Ontology annotation, cellular component: nucleus. The transcript has 18 exons. Gene Ontology annotation, biological process: regulation of transcription by RNA polymerase II. NCBI's taxonomy places the organism in Eukaryota, Metazoa, Arthropoda, Insecta, Diptera, Drosophilidae.
UCAGACCUUGGCCAAGCGGUUCGGACGUGGCUCUACUCUUGGCCCUGCGCGAAAAAGCCAGAUACGUUACGUACCGCAUCUACGUACAUCGCCAUGCUUACGUGAGGAUGGCCCUUCAUCCAGUAGUUGGCCAUGCAUCGGCAUUAAGUGUCCACAGAGUGGUUGAUCUGGCUAUAAGGUUUACACAAACAUGAUUUAAUCGGGAGAGUUCGCUCGCUGAAUCUUCCAAUUUCCCUCAAUUUGUUUAUGUAAUUUGUUUACACUUCACUCAAGCCCCUUCGGCUCUGUUUGUUGUUUGCUUUCCGUUCUGGUUGUUGUUUCUUUCGAUGUUGUGUGGUGUACUUAAUUGGUGUACUUAAGAUCUCUGGACCAUAGUUGAUAUGUAUAUGUAUAUUCCCAAUAUGUGUUUUAUGUGUACUUGAUGUUUAUUUAUGUAGUGAUUUAUUGGUUGAAUGCCGUUGUUAAUUGGUGUUUUAAUGCAAACAGUCCUAUUUGUAUGGCAUAUAUUUUAAGGAAAAUUAAGAUAAGCAUUGUUUUUGAUAUAGCACCGACCAAAUGUGAAUCACGAAAUUCUUGGACCUUGCUUAGGGACACGAGACUAGAGCUUAUCUGAGUCUAGUUUUCAGCUGGCAGCUGUCACUUGAUAACCCGGAUAAAUAUAUGCAUUUUUUGAAAUUGGCCAUGCUCACUCACUUAGGCGACUUAGGCAACUUGUUUAAGGUUAAACUUUGGCUCAAGGUUCAGCUUGUCAGCGAUGGAAAUUAAAAAAAGAACAAAUUACGCACAAAUUACGUUUAAGUAAGCUUACAUACAAACAUAAAUGCCCAACCAUUUGCAUAGUUGGUUCGGUUGUCCAGGAAAUUCGUGAAAUUUCAGUGCCGCUUGUUUUGAGAUUUGUGUUGACACACGACUCGAGAUGCACAGUAGGAGAUGUCGAGAUAGGCGGCCUACCUUAUCAGCAUCACGGAGUGACAUUAUCAACCCGAACUAAGCCUAAAAUCUACUGCCCCCACUAAUUUAUGGCUGAGAAAAAUAUAAUACAACUUACAAAUCUAACGACAAAAUUGUAGGAAAUAAUCCGCUGCGGUCGGUCCAUUCAGUCAACUCUCGUAUCCCCAAGCGAUCAGACGCUCCAAGGGCGGGCCAAAAACGAUAUCCGGACAUAUAGUACAUAUAGUAUAUAGUGUUUACAGUGAUCAGUGAUCGGUGAUCUGUGAUCGGUGAACAGUUAACUUGUCGAGCCAUGGCGGGCUACAGAUCGCUGCCCUUGGCUCCGGUGGCAGCAACGGCGGCAGUGCAGCCGACGAUGGGAGGAGUAGGAGUGCCGCCCACGAUGGCCGCCUAUGCGCACCACCAAUCGAUGACGGCGAUGUCGAACAACGGUAUUAUCUAUCAGUCGGCGGUGCACGCCUCCAUUCACAGCCUCAAUACGGUCCAGAGCCAGCACCGAUCCUCAACCACCACCCAUCAUCACAUUCUAGCCACGGCAACAGCAACGGCGACUGCAACGGCGGCGGCUGCAGCUGCAACAGCAACAGCUGCCGCGGCGGCAGCUGCAGCAGUGGUGGCCCUGCCGACGGCAUCAGCAGCAGCCGCAGCGCCGCAGCAGCACGCGGCCUACGGACAGCAGCAGCAGCAGCAGCAGCCGCAGCAGCAUCUCCAGCAGCAGCAGCAACAUCUUGGCCAGCACCACCAGCAACAUCCGCAGCAACACGCGCAGCAGCAGCAGCAACUGAUGACCCAUCAGCAGCACGCUGUGGCGCAGCAGCAACACCAUCACCUGCAGCAGCAGCAGCAGCAGCAGCAUCUUCAGCAGCAGCAGCAGCACCACCACCACCAUCACCACCACCACCAUCAGCAGUUGUCGCUGCACCAGAACCACCUGUACUUCAGCGGUGCCAGUUUGGGUCACCACCAUCACCAUCGGCAGAUCUUCAGUCAUCUGCAGAGCGCCCUAAUGCCUCUGAGUGUCAAUGGCGAACCCAUCAAGCUGCCCGACAAUUUGGAGAGCCUGCCAAGAGCCGACAGUUUUCCAUCACAGCGUCAUCGUUGGAAUACAAAUGAGGAAAUCGCUGCGAUUCUUAUCAGCUUUGAUAAGCAUGGCGAGUGGCAGUCCAAAGAGGUUCGAACCAGACCCAAAAGCGGAUCGCUCUUGCUCUACUCGAGGAAGAAGGUGCGCUACAGACGCGAUGGUUACUGCUGGAAGAAGCGCAAGGACGGCAAGACGACGCGCGAGGAUCACAUGAAACUGAAAGUACAAGGCACUGAGUGCAUCUAUGGUUGUUAUGUACACUCGGCCAUAUUGCCCACAUUUCAUCGCAGAUGUUACUGGCUGUUGCAGAAUCCGGACAUUGUUUUGGUGCACUACCUGAAUGUCCCAUAUCCGGAUGAUAAUAAAAUGGCCGUGAUUGCGCCCAGUAUCACGCUUUGGGGCGAUAAAAAGGAGUGGACCAAGGAGGAGCUGGUCAGCCAGCUCAAGCCCAUGCUGUCCACAAUUAACUCUGAUGACGACUCCGACUCGGGCAACGAUAUAGAAAUAUCAACGGCGGAGACGGUGGAGUCCAUAGUGUGCCAGCUGAUGGAGAAGCAGAGGCUGUCGCGCCAGGCUGCCUUGGUCAAGCAGCUGGACUGCGGGUGCGGGGAUGGAGGAUGUGUGGACGGCAAGACCUGCACGCAUCCCGUGAUGCGCCGGUCGGCCGCCAUGCUGAAGUCCUCGGUGCAGGAGAAACGGCUGGGCGAGCCCUUCAACAGCAACACGCCCAACGUGGUGGUGGCCAGCAAGCUCUACUCCCGAUGGGCGGAGCGGCCAAGACAGCACGUGGACAAUCACGGCCAGUUCCACAACGUCACGCAGCAGUUGCCGCAGGAGUCGGCCAUUAAGUUUCAGAUCAUUCCGCCGCAGCAGCAGCAGCAGCAGGAUGGGAACUACCUGCAGCAGCAGCAGCAGCAGCAGUAUCGGGGUGCAAGUCAUAUGCUCGCCGCAAGGAGUAAUCUGGUGAUGCAGCAACAGCAGCAGCAGCAGCAGCAACACCAGCAGCUGCAGCAAUACCAGCAGCACCAGCAACAGCAGCAGCAGCAGCAGCACUUGAGCCUACAGCGAUUUGUUGCCAGUCAGGGCCAGAAUUCGGUGCAUCUCAAUCAGCAGCACAGGCUGCAAAUAGCCAAUACAACGAUCACAGCCACAGCCAGAGAUCCUGCGGCGUCUUCAGCAGCGGCAGCCUCAGGAGCAGCAGCAGUCGCCUCGAAUAUUAUGGACACCGAACUAAUUGAAAACCAAAACCACAUGACCGCAAACAAAAUCACAAACUCCGGCAGCAGCAAUGGCAGUAGCAGCAAUGCCAGCAAGCAAUUAGCAGCCCAAACAAACAACGAAUUAAAUAUCGUAAAUAAUAACGACCCCGGCAACAAUAACUUUAUGUACAAUCAACAGCAGCAACUUAAUGCUUCCAGCAACAGCAACAACAGCAGCCAGCAGCAGCAGCAGCAGCAACAUUAUUAUAAAUUGCAGCAGACAACAGCAACCCCAACUAGUGGUCAGCCGCCUCCUCUGGCGCAAGUUCAACCCCACUCCUUGGCCCAACCUCCCGUGGAAGCCAUGUGCAUGUCACCCGAGCAUCGCAGCAGCAGCCAGGCCACACCUGCAACGUCUUCCGCUGGCAGCCUCCCCUCCUCCGUAUCCGUAUCCAUAUCCGUGUCGACAUCCACAUCCACACCCACAGCCACUCCCACUCCCACUCCCACGUCCAUAUCCACGCCCACGUCGGGCACUUCGUCCACUUCGAGUUCCUUACAAUCGAUUAUCGAUGGCAAUCAGCAGCAGCAAAUUACAACGACGUCGACGGCAGCAACUUGUGAUAAUUUAAUGAGCGCCAAUGCGCUCUCCGAGCAGGACAGCCACGCAGUCAACAAUCAGGCCACAGAAGCGCCCAACAGGAGUCAGCUGCACCCGCAGCAGCAGCUGCAGCCGCAGCCGCAGGCGCAGCCGCUAACUCAAUCCCUGAACCAAAAUGGUUGUGCAACAUACAGUGCUUCCAGUGAUAACAGCAGCCAAAUUAGUGACGAAAGCAGCAGCUUUGGCGGUAACAAUCAAAACAGCAGCAACAGCAGCAGCAGCGAGGAGGAGCCCCAGGUGGAAACGCUGGGCUUUUUCAACGAGACCUUGGACCUAUCCCACGAGGAUAUCCAGCGCACUUUGAUAGCGAAUAUGCCAUACAAUACGACAGCAGCGGGCGCCACUGCACCAAGUACAACGAUAACAACAGGCCACAGCAAACUGGAGCUGAGUCAACAGGAGCCGGAGAAGAAGCCCUCGAUGAGAACGGAAGCCGGAACCGAGGCUGAGGAGGAUGAAACCGACGAUGUGUUUGCCAAUCUGGAUGCCUUCGAUAUGCUCGUGGAGUUUCCCGAACUGGAUUUGGACGACAAGCAGGCCCUGAAUAACACGGCGCUGGAGCAGGGCUCCUUCCUGAGAGAGACCGCACCAGCGCAGCCACGCAAGGUACACAACAUAUGCGACUUUAGUCCGGAAUGGUCGUACACGGAGGGAGGCGUUAAGGUUUUGGUGGCCGGACCUUGGACGAGCUCGAAUGGCGGCGCCUAUACGGUGCUGUUUGAUGCGCAGCCCGUACCCACGCAACUGGUCCAGGAAGGAGUGCUCCGCUGCUAUUGUCCGGCCCACGAGGCCGGAUUUGUGACUCUGCAGGUGGCUUGUGGCGGAUUCCUUGUUUCCAACUCCGUCAUGUUUGAGUACAAGCUGUCCCUGCUGGCGGAUGCGCCAUUCGAUGCCACCAGCUCCAACGAUUGCCUGUACAAGUUUACGCUGCUCAAUCGCCUGUCCACCAUUGACGAGAAACUGCAGGUGAAGACGGAGCACGAGCUCACGACCGACAACACUGCGCUCUGCCUGGAGCCAAACUUCGAAGAGAAGCUGGUAGCAUAUUGCCACAAGCUGAUCAAGCACGCCUGGAGCAUGCCCAGCACAGCCGCCUCAUGGACGGUGGGAUUACGUGGCAUGACGCUGCUCCACUUGGCCGCCGCCUUGGGCUAUGCCAAGCUGGUGGGCGCCAUGCUCAAUUGGCGUUCGGAAAAUCCACAUAUCAUUCUUGAGACCGAACUGGACGCCCUCAGCCAGGAUGUCUACGGCUUUACUCCGCUCGCCUGGGCCUGUGUGCGUGGCCAUGUAGAGUGCUCGCUGUUGCUCUACAAGUGGAACCACAAUGCGCUGAAGAUCAAGACGCAGGCACAGCAAACUCCUCUGGAUUUGGCCAGCAUGCGGGGCCACAAAAGCUUGCUGGCGCAGAUGUAUCGCUUGGAGAAGGAGCGCUGCCGCAAGCCGCAGCUGCGCGGAGGCUUGGCCAAUCUAUCCAUGAACAUGGGCGUGGAGGCGGAGGCGGAAGAACAGCACCAGAGCUUCAGCGCUUUCGAUUUGGAGCUCCAGCGCAAGCAUGAUGGCGUUUUCCUGAGACCCGUCGCGGUGCACAGCAAUCAGAGUCCACCCAAUAGUAGCAGUCGUUACUCCAAACGUUCCUCUAUAGACAGUGGCAUUAACAUGGACAUACGCAGCAAGUCUGGAAAGCCGCUGGCCAGGCUCCAUAGCAACUUUGAGAGCCAUGACAGCUAUGCCUUGGGCGUUGAUUCGCCGCUGGAUUCGCUGACUGGAACCAACUGUCUUCUGUCGCCGCUGCGCAAGAUGGACUUUGCCCUCUGCGAGGUAUCCACGGGCGAAUCGAGUCCCGUGCACGACAAAGAUUGCGACGACAAUUCGACGAGCGCGACCGACGUGACCAUUGGCAAUGAUUUGGCCCUGCCCGAUGCCGUUGUAGGGGACUCCGAUGCCAAAGUUCUGACAUUAGCUGAACACAUAAUAGCAGCCAUGCCGGAGCGGAUCAAGAACGAAGCCGAUGAAAUGAUGGUGCUGGGCAGUCCCUUGACAGAACCGCUCACAUCAGAGUCUUCAGCGCUGACGGACAGCUUCAUGGAUCCCCUGCUCGAUUCGCUGCCCAACACACAUUUCGACAGCGACUUCAGCUUCGACUUCCAUGACCACAGCUAUCGCUAUCACGACGUCAGCACGCCCUGCUCCAGCUUGAGUCCCGCCAGCUCGGGACCGCUGCAGUCCCCAGCCAGUUACUCCAUUUUGGGCACCGAUCCCUCAGUCAGCUCGCCCAGUCCCCCGCCAUCCACCAAACAGUUGACGGAGUUUCUGCACGCCUCCAGCAUCUCGUCCUAUCCUUUCGAGGCGGAUUUCUCCAAGCUAACCCUGACAGACACGGAGCAGCGAGAGCUCUACGAGGCUGCCAAGUGCAUUCAGAAGGCCUAUCGCUCGUACAAGGGUAGACAGAAGCUGGAGGAGCAGAACAAGGAACGGAGCGCCGCCACUGUAAUCCAGAACUACUACAGGCGGUACAAGCAGUAUGCCUAUUACAGGCAGAUGACCAACGCCGCCCUGGUGAUUCAACAUGGCUACCGCUCCUACAGACGAAACAAGCGAUUCAAGAAGAGCGGCUUGUGCCUGAGCAGCUCCAGUGAUCAUGGAAGUGUGAGCAGCAAUUCCCAGUGCCUGUCCAGCUUUUACGAUCACUACAAACAGGAUCAGCAGCAGCUUCACGAGAUGGGCUCCCAGCCCAGCACGCCCAAGGAAACCAGCCCCUCGGGUCCCUUGAAGCGCACCUACUCGCAGUCGACUCAAAAUCAAGCUGCCCGGAAAAUACAACAGUUUAUGAGACAAUCACGCAUCAAACUACAGAAAGAGCGAGCCGAAAAAGAGAAGCUGGUGCACCAACGCAGGGCGGAAUACCUUCAAAACUUGCAGUUUCAAGGGCAGCAGGAAAUGUUGGUGUGCCACGAAAAUAGCAUUUCUGCGCCAAGCAGUGGCAACACCAAUGCGAGCAACAACAACAAUCUACACCAAAUACAAUCCAAUCAGUGAGGGUCAACUGAGUGAAUUUUUAACAUAGGAACGGAACAAGCUGCGGUUCCUUAAGAAUUUAUGAAUAGCUUUAACAACCGAGUGAAACUUUCUACUUUCGUAUUUGCUCCGACUAGGAAACAUAAUCCCAAGCACCUCUGUAGUGAAACUUUGUUUCAAACUCUCUUUUACACAGACAACAGAAGAUCUAAAUUAGUAGCAAAUACCUGCACUUUUAUUAAUUUGCCUAACGAAUUUUAAGAAUCACACAUUGUUUUCGAAGUGAAUGUGGCUUAGGCAAGCGGUCUUUUAAGAUAUUACUUAAACCUAAACUUAACUGAAGAUCGGACUCCAACUCGAAAGAACUUAUUACUGAAGCCUUUAAAAACUUUUUAACUCCAAUUAUAGUAAAAAAAGUAGCCUGCUAUAUAUACAUAUUAUAUACAUACAAUUUAAACCAAUAUUACGCAUGUGUAUGCAUCUAUAUAGUUACAUUUGUAUAUAGAUAUUGCCUAACUAACUAAACUCUAGUCUAUUUUAACGUACUACCAAGCUCUGCGAUGCGACUAAGCUUGUCUCUAAAGCAAAAUACAAAAAUAACGAAAAACCUACAACAUUAAUCCUCGAUACUAACUAGCUGCUAACUGCUCUUUAGGUUUAAUCAUAAGACUCCACUGAAAGUCCAAAGUUGUUGUUGAUUUCUAAAAUCAAAUUCGUGUGGAGAGCGCAGCAGAUACCGAUUUAUCAUAUUUCAAAGAAGUAAACCCUAUUCUAAUUUUCUAAUACGGAAGUACUUAAUUCGAUAAUGUGUACUAAGUCUUAACUUAUCUGACUAUACAGACUAAGCAUAGCUAAUAAUAGUUUAAAUCACAGGAUGUGUGCAUGGGCACACAUCCAAAUCAAUGUGCAGUCAGCCAGCAAACUGAUGAAAAGUAUUGAUACAUGGAAUUUCCGACUUUUUGCCGCUGCAAAUCCAUUACACCCGAUUGAUCGCGCCAUUCAAUCUUAACUGCUUGAAGACACAGCCAAAACACGAAAAGAAGCAAGAGAGAAAAGUUUUUAAACUAAAUGUAACAAUAAAUGAAUUUUUGUAAAUUAUUUUUGUCCGUCCACAUUGUUAGCUUUCAUAACAUACCAACAAAAACAUAUAUACUUACAAAUAUACAUCAUAUAUAAUAUAGAAUGAGCCGAUAACUCAAUGCGAAAACUCAAGAAACAAUUUUUAAAGGAUCGUUCUAGUUCAAGUUAAUAAACACUGGCAAAUGGGCAAAUGAAGGGCGAUAGAUGUACAUAAACCAGCUCCAAAACUAUGUCCUGCACGUAGGAAUGGACACACUUACCUCUAGCAGUCCCAAACAACAUAAAAUAAAAACCCAAAAACCAAAAAACCAAACUCACAAAAACCCAAGUGCAAAUAAAGCAACUUCAAGUGCGAGAGUGUAAAAUCUGCGUAUUACGAUGUGCAAAUGGGCUGUAAGUUAACUUUUACUCGACGAAUGUUUGUCACAACAAAAUGCGCAGCUGUUGAGUAUGGGUGGGAUUUAGAUCUAUCACAUUGUUAACUAUUAAACUACGAACUAUUAUACUUAAUUCGCACUAUUAUUACUCUACGAAUACGAAACUUUGAUUGCAUUUUGCUCUAACUAAACUAUGUUUAAAUCUGAUCAACUGAUUCGAAAUAAAGACUAAAUACGAUUUCACUACUCAACUGACUUAAGAAUUGCAAUCAAUUUUGUUAACUGUUUAGGCAGGGUGUUAGACAUGUACCAGCUGAAUACUAAAUCCAAUUAAUUGCAAUAUUUGCACAUACUACACACACAAGACACGCUCUGGCUCACAAAAAGGACACACAGACACACAAUUUACAAACCUCAAAGUAGCAACCUGAGUGUGUUUUAAUGGAAUGGAGUCUUUUUAGAUAGAGGGAGGCCAAAAGGCAAAGAAAACUUAAGUACCUUAAGCCAAUUGGCACUAAAACAAAACUUAAAUCUAACAAGCAAUUAUAAAUACUUACAACAGACUAUGUAUCUAUGUAUAUCGAAGUGGGUGUCUGCGAAUGUAGGGCAUUUCCCCCAACCUAGUUUUAUUUGUACUUUUUCCCCUUCAACUGAACUAAAUCUAAUGCAACACCAAAUUGUUGAUAUCUAACGAAACUAUACAAUAGGAAAACUAUUAUAGCUAAUGUAAUUGGAUAUUCGGUACUCACAUAUCUGUUAGAUAAUUUAUACCUAUCUUCGUCCUAAUAGAACUUUUAAGUGCGGCGCAUGUACGGAACAAGCAUUCUUCUUCAACUUCAACUAGUUAACUAACCUACCAUCCAACUUUGUCCCAAGAAAUCAAAAUUCAGCUACUUAAACUGUUUGUUUCCGACUUUCAGCUUAGUAGACCAGCAAAAUAGGAACGGAUAUGAAACUGUUAACUAAACUUUUAAGCGAAAUAUACCUAGAGUGUAAUCUUUUUAAAUAUUAUACCUUACUUGUAUGGGAUACUUAGCAUGAACUAUACACAUAUAUCGGAAAACUAAAGAAUGUUUAACAAAUCAACGUAUUAUAUGUAUAUGUACAGACACAGACACUGAUACACCCCAACCACAUACAAAACAUAGAGUUAUAUAUAUACAUAUAUAAUAUAUAUAAUUGUAAAACGACUUUCCAGUUUCUGUAAAAUUGUAAUUACAUCCAAUAAAGUUUAA